UGGAAGUAAGUAACUCACAACGCCAGACUGAAAGACAUGUUGAGGAGAAAACUGUUUGAAUCUCCCAGUCAUCCAAAAGGGGCUUCUGAAGAUCAAAAUUCUGAACUUUUUGCCUCGUCUUUGGAAACCCGGCGCUCCGAGCAAGUUUCCAGGUUUUUCCCCGGCGGCCAAGACGCAGCCCCCGCUAAAUCUUUGGCUGAUGCUUUUUUGGAGAUUCAGACCAAUUUGAAUAUGCGUUUGAAUCAAAUCGACUUUGUUAAACCACCGGUGCAUUAUGUGUAUAACCCUACGGAAUACGCGCACAUUCCUCAUGAACUGUACCACAAAAAGUACUGCUCAGCACGAAAACCACUGCUCCUUGUGGGGAUGAAUCCCGGCCCGAAUGGAAUGUGCCAGACUGGCGUUCCUUUCGGCGAUCCGAAUUGGGUUCGGAACUGGCUUCAGAUCGAAGGUUCCGUGUCAAAACCGGCCACAGAAUGCCCCAAACGGCUCGUUCAGGGCUUCAGGAGCGCCCGCAAAGAGCCAAGUGGCGACAAGUUCUGGGGAUUUUGGGCUGCACGAUGUGGAACAGCUGCUAGUUUUUUCCAAAACGCUUUCGUUCACAACUACUGCCCCUUAGCCUUUAUGGAGAGCAGCGGGCGGAACGUAACUCCAAGUGAUAUGAAGAUUAACUCCGGCGAAAAUUCGUGGAAAAGUUGACCGAAACUUAAACCCGCAAUGGCUUCGUUGGACUCCAGCGCAACUGGCAUAAAAGUGCAAAAGAUUCAAACGCGAUAGUCACAAAAGCCUCUUAAUUAAACUCUGUAUGUUUUCACCAUCCAGCAU
Molecule: messenger RNA, 825 nt
Organism: Dendroctonus ponderosae (mountain pine beetle)
Lineage: Eukaryota; Metazoa; Arthropoda; Insecta; Coleoptera; Curculionidae
Gene: Smug
Product: single-strand selective monofunctional uracil DNA glycosylase
Exons: 2
Coding region: 37-699 (220 amino acids)
Biological process (GO): base-excision repair
Molecular function (GO): oxidized pyrimidine nucleobase lesion DNA N-glycosylase activity; single-strand selective uracil DNA N-glycosylase activity
Source: RefSeq, a predicted model, not a curated record